Messenger RNA from Trematomus bernacchii (emerald rockcod), 2344 nucleotides. It is a transcript of the gene dcaf15, whose product is annotated as DDB1 and CUL4 associated factor 15. The record is from RefSeq and is a predicted model, not a curated record. Gene Ontology annotation, biological process: protein ubiquitination. Gene Ontology annotation, cellular component: Cul4-RING E3 ubiquitin ligase complex. The transcript has 13 exons. Lineage: Eukaryota; Metazoa; Chordata; Actinopteri; Perciformes; Nototheniidae. Bases 46 to 1980 code for a protein of 644 amino acids.
UCACGUCAGUCCUGACUGGAGCGAGCUACUACAGUUGAGAGGGAGAUGGCGCCCAGCUCGAAAUCAGAAAAGGACGCUAGCAAACAGAAAUCUCAAAGAAAACACAAAGACCAUGUCGUGAAGCUUCUCAUGCGUGGGAAGCUGUCAGGACAUUUUUCUCAGCGUCUCUUUAGGAAGCUGCCACCUCGAGUGUGUGUCCCGCUGAAGAACAUCGUCAGUGAGGAGUUCCUGAGAGCAGGGCAUGUGUUUCUGGGUUUUACCAAAUGCGGUCGCUACGUUCUGUCCUACACCAGCGACUGUGGAGAAGACGACGACUUCUCUUUCUAUACCUACCAUCUCUAUUGGUGGGAGUUUAACCUGCACAGUAGACUCAAACAGGUCCAUCAUGUACGUCUGUUUGCAGGAGAGGAGAUCUACAGCGACCUCUACCUGACCGUGUGUGAGUGGCCAAAUGACCACUCCAAAAUCGUUAUCUUUGGCUUCAAUACACGCAGUUCAAGCUCCGUGCUGAUGAACUUAAUGAUGAGUGAUGAAAACAACAGAGACAUCUACAUCACUAUUGCCUCCAUGCCUCCACCUAAACCUUGCUCUUACUGCUGCCCUGUUCCCUCAGCCACUACCAUACGCACAGGAAGUGGUGAGUGUCUGGAGCAUGGCUAUGUGCUCAACAGCAGGUACCAGGUGGUGUACCCGUUCCCCACCUUCCAGCCAGCUUUCCAGCUAAAAAAGGACCAGGUCAUCCUGUUGAACACUAGCUACUCUCUGGUGGCCUGCGGCAUCUCACUCUGCCCAGGUAAGCAGGGCCAGUCAUCACAGAUUCUUUACACAAAGAGAGCGUCUCUGUCAAGUCAAGGCUCUACAUUUUCUUCCUCCACAUCCUCGGCCUCUUCUUCCUCACUACCUCAGGGAUCUCCCGAAAGCCGACCGCCACCUAGCAGACCCACUUCGAUUCCCUCAUCUCCGAGCCAGUCGCAAGCAGCCGUUCGAGCGCGAGAGUUUGCAGCUGACCUCUUCAGGAGGGCCCAGGGAGGAGGAGGGGGGAAAGAGGACGAAGACCAGGCUGAGAGAAGACCAUCUGAUGGGACGAAGGAGGCAGCGCAGUUACCAGGAGACAAAGGGAUUACUGAAGAGACAAAGAGGGAGGAGGCAGAUUGUAAAAAGAGGAGGGAGGAAGAGGAAAGACGGACUAUUUUACCACAAGCGUCAACAUCAAGAGGGAGCCACAGUGUGCCACAGGCCUCUGAACAAGGGAUGUCUCCUGCCUCCUCUUCCUCAUGCUCUUCCUCCCCCCCAUCCUCAUCCCAGGAGUUUGGCCCCAGCGAGCCUGGAUAUGUCAACUAUUCACUCCUGCAGUACCGCCUCCAACAGCCGGGGGCAGCGGAGCAGCCUGCGGGAGGUGCAGGAGGUUAUGAAGACGAUAAAGUUCAGCUGCCUUUCACAGUCACUGACCUGAAGGGACGGAACCUGCAGCUGGUCACCGGGCCACACAAUGGACAGAGUGUGUGCGUGGAGCAGCUGACUUUAGACUUUGAGUAUCUCAUCAAUGAGGUGAUCAGGAGCGAUGCUGCCUGGGCCCCUCAGUUCUGCUCGUUCAGCGACUACGAUGUUGUGAUAUUAGAGGUGUGUCCUGAAACCAACACUGUGAUGAUCAACAUUGGUCUGCUGUUACUGGCCUUCUCCAACGUGGACGAGGAGCACUGCAGGCCAAACACGUAUCAUUCCAACCUGCAGGUCAGCUGGGACCUCAACACAGGUGUGUGUUGCACCGUGGGUGUAGGUGACCUGACUGAGGUCAAGGGUCAGACCAGUGGGAGUGUGUGGAGUUCUUACAGGAAGUCGUGUGUGAACACGGUGAUGAAGUGGUUGGUUCCCGAGAGCAGCUCCCGCUACAUCAAUCGCAUGACCAACGAAGCUCUACACAAAGGCUCGUCCCUGCAAGUGUUGGCAGACAGUGACCGAUGUACCUGGAUUGUAUUAUGAAGAAAGAAGAAGCAACGGAAACAGCCGAGCACACAGAGAUGCAUACGUCCACAGACAGCGCUUUAGUAACAUGUAAAUCUGUGUCAAAUAGAAAACAAACAAAAAUCGCUCCAAUGCUGAAGAGAUGCAUUUUUUUUUGGGUGAACUUUGUUCAAUUUCACAGGUUUCAUCUUUUUUGGUUUAUUGUGUACUGUAUUAUUGCAUCCACCAAGAGCUGGACUGAAUGAGGAUUUAGUUUAUAGUUUUUAUACAUAAAGGCAAACUGCUAUUGGAGUGAGGGUGUGUCUGUAACUGAACGAAUGCAAUAUCUGUACCUGUGUAAGACUAUUGUUUUCUUUUUGUAAAAAUAAAAUGUUAAGAGUUA